AUGAAGAAACAGUCUGAGAGAAAAGGGAUGGAACUUCUGCCAGAGAACAUGAUUAUGGAAAUCUUGUUUAAGUUGAAUGUGAAGUCUCUUGUUCGAUGCAAAAGCGUGUGCAAGUCGUGGCUAUCUUUGAUCUCUGAUUCUCACUUUAAAAAAUUGCAUUUUGAUCGUUCUGUUGCAACAGAGAAAUUUAUGUUCCUUUCAGAUCGGAAACUCACCACAAUAGACUUCAAUGCCUCCCUAAACUAUGAUUCUAGUUGUGUUCACUUCAAAGUACCACAUGGAAUUUUUGAUCCUAUAAAUUUUACAAUUGGAGGUUCUUGUCGGGGAUUUUUAGUUUUAGAAAGUGGGAAUGAUAAGUGCCUGUGGAACCCGUGCACAGGUUUCUACAAACAAGUUUGUGGGUCACCCUUUGAAUAUUCUCUUGAAACUACUUAUAAUUUGUUGUUUGAAGGUUUGGGGUAUGACCCAUUAACUGAUGACUACUUAGUGGUUGAACUUUUCAGUAAACUUUACUGUAUUGGUGGAAAAUAUGCACAGGUUUUCUCGAUCAGAGCUAAUAAGUGGAAGGAAAUUCAACCUAUCAAUUUGUCCUUCUCACCCUGUGACUCGGAGAAUUAUAGGUCAGGUAGAGUUUUGAAUAAUGCCAUUCAUUGGUUGGGUUGCUGUUUUAAGGAAGAGAUGGAUGUUUUCCUUAUCUUUGGCUUUGAUGUAACAAAAAGGAUGUUUUUUGAGAUAGCUGGGCCAGUUGAUGUUGCACCAAUUAAUCUUGCGAAUAGCAUGGAUAGAAAAUCUUUGACUGAAGUUGCAGGAUUGCUUAGUCUAUAUUGA
Molecule: messenger RNA, 828 nt
Organism: Vigna radiata var. radiata (mung bean)
Lineage: Eukaryota; Viridiplantae; Streptophyta; Magnoliopsida; Fabales; Fabaceae
Product: putative F-box protein At3g16210
Exons: 2
Coding region: 1-828 (275 amino acids)
Molecular function (GO): protein binding
Source: RefSeq, a predicted model, not a curated record